AUGCAUCACCAAUAUAACAAACCUGGUAGCUGCCGUAUCACCAAAGUAUACCGUCAUUUCCCAGGUACACCAGCUGACGAUUCAAUCGGCAAGAGCUGCUCUUUCUACACCCGCGAAACAUGGGACGCAGCAGCUAUAGACCACUGCACCCGCAUGAGCGGAACCGCCGUCACUGGAGGCACUUCUCAGAGUAUCCGCAUUGAUCAUGUCGACGAUGGAGCAGGUGGAUACCAGAAUUUCUGGGGUAACUGGCGUAUUGGUAGAAAAGGCGAUUAUUUGGUCACUUUUGAUAAUUGUAAGGGUUUCAUGGAUAAGAUCUAUGGGAAAUGUGGAGGAUAUGGGGGCUGGUCGAAUACGGAUUUUGGUACUAUCUUUGGAGAAUGUAUCAGAAUUUAG
This is a messenger RNA of Sclerotinia sclerotiorum 1980 UF-70, 396 nucleotides long. RefSeq lists its product with no specific name. Lineage: Eukaryota; Fungi; Ascomycota; Leotiomycetes; Helotiales; Sclerotiniaceae. The record is from RefSeq and is a predicted model, not a curated record. The transcript is spliced from 4 exons. The coding region runs from base 1 to 396 and encodes 131 amino acids.